Pseudoliparis swirei is the source of this 4815-nucleotide messenger RNA. Its product is annotated as SITS-binding protein. Bases 479 to 2560 code for a protein of 693 amino acids. The record is from RefSeq and is a predicted model, not a curated record. Lineage: Eukaryota; Metazoa; Chordata; Actinopteri; Perciformes; Liparidae. The transcript is spliced from 11 exons.
GAGAGUUUCCAAGAACGCAUGGGUAUCCCUCCCUUUCAGACUGUCCGUGGCCUCCUCGCCCCGGCGGUCAGUUCCAAUACUCAGCCAAACCCUCCUGGUCCCCCAUUCCCCUCUCUCUACCUUUCCUCUGAAGAAACAAGCCGGCAUUACGUCAGAAAGUGCAGGGCAAGCACGACAGCGUCUUAGGAGCUAGGCAUUGCUGCCAAACCCGGCUUGGGACUGCUCACGAGCUCACUGCAGCCAAUGCCAUUUACAGAUGCAACUCUUUUAAAACAGGAACAGUAUGUGGUCACUGUUGCAGGCACAAUUGCGCAAAACAACAACAGUGUAAACGGUGUAAAGAUAACGAGUCGGCUGGUUUACCCCGUAGCCUCACUGAAAACACCAUGACAUGAUGAAGCAACAGAGAUUUCUUACGCACAGAGAUUUCUGCAGCAUUUUUUGCGUUUGAUUUUUUUUUGCUGAUCUCAAAGACAACAUGCCCCACGCUCGAAAUAGGAAUCCUAGCCCCAUCCCCGAGGUAACAUGGGACACAGGAUUGAAGGAGAUGAACGAGACCUGGAAAGGAGCUAUUGCCUGUCUCGGGGUGGCCGUAUUCUUUGUCAUGACCAUCGGGAUCAUAUAUUGGCAGGUGGUGGACCAGCCCAACAAGAACUGGAUCCUCAGGGGGACUUUUAGCGGACUGAUCUGGGAGAGAAGAACCCACUCGCUGGUCAUACAGACUCUAACGGAGGACAAGACCUAUGUGGAGAUAGACGUCGGGAACGUGGGGAACCCCGACGUCGAGGUUCCCUUCGUGAGGAACUUGUGCUGGCUGAAUAAAACGGAGUUCUGCUAUACGUGGGACUCGGUGGCCGAGGUGAAAAUUUCGCUGGAGGUGAAUGAGGAGACGGAGACGGAGUGUUACAGUAUGACUUGGACGCCGGUGCACUGUCACGUGGAGCUGAAGGACUGCUUCUCCAUGACCAACGUGUCCUGGUACGGCGGCGCCAGUGUCCGGGGUCAGACCUGGCCGAUCAACGAUCAGAACGCCACCACGCAGCCCUUCAUCGUGAGCGAUCUUAAGGACAAUCCCUCUGGCUUUGGCUCUGCUCUGGAACGCUACUUCCUGGGCUCCACAGGUGUUGCCGUGCUGGUGUCUCCUGAUGUUCCCCUGCGGCUGGGGCUGGACAGCCGACAGGAGUUCUGCCUGCAGUCGCUGGCCAGUGUGGAGCGUCUCCCUCUGCAGUACACUGUGUGUGUGGCCCACAAUGUGAAAGCUGCCCACCAGGAAGCAGUGCAGCGGCUCUCGCACCACAGCAGGGAGCUGCCCAACAUGAACACGUUGUGGCUGCCGUUCUGGAAGCUGCUCGCCAACGUGGAUUCAGGGCCGAGGGUGGAGAGGGAGCUGAGGACCUUCUCGAAUCGUCUGAGGAGACACCAGCUAGGGGAGGGAGUCAUCAGCCUCAAUGAACAUUCCACCACCCUCCUCUCCGACAUGGACCAUGACUACCUCAACAGCAGGAAAAGGGGGAUGUCCAAGAGACUGACCCGGGACCUCCCACUUGUCAAGCUUCUCAACAUUUCCAUCACCCUGUCCCCUUUCCUGGGCGUGGACACCACGCAGUUCCACACCUCCCUCGUGGACGGCACUGAGGCCUACUGGCUCAGCCUCCCCUCAGCCCCCCUGGGACAGCCGAUCCCUGUGAUGGGUCAGUGGCGAGGAAAGUUCUGCGUGAAGCUGAACAUCACCAACCCAGGAGCGGUGAGCUGGUUCCUGGAUAGGGUGGGGGCUCUGCAGGCCCAUUUGGGGAUGGAGUACGUCAUGCUGGAGGGGGGCGAAGGGAAUCUGCUCGAGGAGCAAGUCCUGCGGCCGCCGCAGACUCUCGGGGGAGACAACUACAUCGGCCUGCUGGCCGACCUGGCCACGAGGAUAGGAGACUCCACCAUCGUGACAGCAGGGACACGGUCGAACCACAAGCCUCUGUUUGUCAGGAUGACCCCCAUGCAGUCCGACUGGAGCCCAAUGGGCCUGAAGGGCAUCAUUCCCUCCCUGCUGCACCACUCUCUGCUGGGAUACAACUUCCUCAUUCCUGAUGCAGUAGGUGGAUCUCUGUCUGGAGACCUUGUCACAGAUGAGGAACUGUUCAUUCGCUGGCUGGAGAUCACGGCUUUUCUCCCAGUGAUCAGCUUCCACACGCCGCCCUGGUUUUACGGAGAGGACCGGGUGCUGAACCUGACACGGGCCUACAUAGCGAAGCACCAGAGCGAUGUGGUCCCGCUGAUAGAAAAGUAUGCAGAGGAGUGGCGGAUGACGAGAAACCCCAUCUACCGGCCGAUGUGGUGGCUCAGUCCCAGUGACCCCACCACUUACACCAUUGAUGACCAGUUCCUCAUCGGAGACGAGGUCCUGGUGGCGCCGGUGGUGGAGAAGGGGGCGGUGCAGAGGGAUAUUUAUCUACCUGACGGGGGCUUCCAGUGGCAGGACAGCCAGAAUGCUCAGGUGUUCGACGGGGGGACGUUCCUACAGGACUACCCUGUGCCCUUGGAGGAGGUGGCUGUUUUCUUACGGAGAAGCUGAGUCACAUGACUUAUCCUGUUACUGUUUUGAAUCAAAUUAUUUUGUUUUCCUUUUUUUUCUUUCGUGCUGUUCUCAACUUGAACUUUUCCACUAAAGACCAUUGACCCUGUCUCAAGGCUUGAGAUGAUGUGUAGACUUUUUUUUUUUAUACUUGCACUUUACAGUUCAAAAUUAUGUUUUUUUUUCUCUCUUACCUUUCUUUUCCUCCUUUAAAAAAAAAAGAAAGAAGAAAGAUCGGUUUUACCUCUCAGCUGAUUUGUGUCCGGACUUUUUUGUACUUUUUUUUACCUGUUCCGCUUUUUUUGGCAUGUAAGAUCCCGAAGAAACCUCUGCGUUUACAUGCUGCGUUUCUACAGCUUUUAAAUUUUGAAUCGCUGCUGGCUCUCUUGAUAAGGAGGAACAAAGCAAGCCCCUCGUUGCUUCAGACGAAUCUCUCAAGAAGACCAAAUGAAGACAGAGAAGGACAAAGGAAAAUGGCUUGUUGGAAGGAAAUGAACUCACAGAAAGCUUCGUACCGAAACUGACGCGCAGUGGUACCCCAGGUGUCGCUCACCCGUCAGAGAGGCUUUUACUUGAACUUAUGUUUUAUGAAUGUACCUCAUACCAUGGAUGUUCACUGCUCUACAGUCAUCAGACACAACGAUCCCCCUUAGCACUUAUUCUUCGAGGAAUUCUACUUAAUUGAUCACAUCUGUUGGACCAUUGAGUCUUUUAGUACUGUAGGCCAGAUGAACUCCAGGCCAAGCCACUGUAAUUGUGACUCUGGCUAUAUUUUAAUUUAGAUUAGAUGCUACCAUUUUACUAAUGUGCUGUAGUACCAAGUGUGUCUGAUGUGGUGUUGGUAUGCUCUUUCAUAAGUCAGUGCCAAAUGAAGUUGUGAAGCUCCAAAUGAGACUUUUAAUAGAACGGUUUACAUGUUGGGAGAUACAUUUGUUUACCUUCUUGCAUGAGAGUUGGGUGAGAAGACUGAUACCGCUGUCACAUCUGUUUGGUAAAUAUGAAGACAGUGGAGGGAACUCGAGGAAACAGCUGGUCUGGUCCAAAGCUCACAACAUCGUACUCAAUAAUUAACGGCUUGUAUCUCGUUUAUUUUAAUCCAUACACAAAAAACUAAGAAUUGUGACUUUACGAGGGGUUAAGUGAUGGACUAUUUCUUGGGCAGAAGCAGGACAUUUAUAGUUUCCAGAAUGAAGACUUUCUAUUUGUCAUACAGAUACAAGACUGGUAGCAAUCUUCUCAUCUGCAAAUAAUAAUAAUGCCAUUAAAUGCAUUUCCCAAAAGGACGAACUAUUCCUCGAAAGCAAAACACGGGGAAAGAGCUCUUCAGACAAAACGCAUAAACAAGAUGCUCUCAUAUGUAAGACAUCAUACUGAAGCCAUCUUGAAUUGGAUUCUUGAUCAUUGAAUAAAAGGUCACGGAGGUGGAGUGGCCACUUUAAAUCAAACUUGAUAUGUAAUUCUAAUAAAAUACGCGUCCAUCGCUUAAUUAAAUUCAGGUGGAUUACUUAUGGAAGAUUUUUCCAUUUGGUUUCAACCAUGAUUAAUGCUUUAAGCAAAUUGUAUGUAAAUGAGACGACUGAUUUUUGUUCCUGACUAUAUUCAAAUGGAGCCCAUGGAGGAAUGUAACCGCGUUGGCGCCAUGACGCAUCGCUCUAUGUCGAGUGAGGUAGUUAGUUUUUCUUUAUCGAUUUGCUCUUCGCCGGACAAUCUUAACUGGCCAGCAGUGACGAUGCAGACUCUGAAACCGUAUUCAAUGCUUUACCACAAAAUCAAUUGUGUAAUUCUGAUCUAACACGUUUACUGUAUCAACUUGAACACUCCGGUCUACUGAAGCUUAUCAAGUCAUCAAAUGUCUUAGUGCAACAGUAUGUUGUGAACACCUCUACGUCUUAAUCCCCCCCAGAGCUGAAUUGUACAUUCAGACAAAUCGACAAACUGUGAUUUCCCAACCAAGCCCUUCAUGCGAGAAGCUUUUCUCCAUCCCGCUCGAAUGCUUUGAAGUCGUGCUUCAUCUCUGUUCACGUGUAAGUUGCAGGAAAAGCUUUGAUGUGUUAUUCCUUCCCUCUCCAGACUGAGCGAAUCGUGCGCCUUAAUAAGCCACUCUUAAAUCUGGACAACACUUGCGCGUCUGGAUUAUUGCAGUAUCCGCAAUGUACAUAUUACGAUGACUGUGCCAUUACAAGUGUUUUUCUCUUCUGUAAAUCAGAGAACUUAGAAUGACAACGUUGCAAUAAAGUUUACAUUUUCUUACUUCA